GAGUGGUAGAAAAAAGAGUAAGAAAAAAAAGUAUGUAUAAACAGCGUUUUCCUUUAUUUAGGUAGUUGCCGCGCAAUACUGAGUACUGGAUCGUCCUUCUACUAUAACGCCAUUUCCAUGCUUCCACAAUUCACGGAAGAACGCCAACAGUGAGACUCCCAUCAUCAUAGUUUAAAUAACAGUUAUAUCCCAGAGAAGCUCGGGAAAAUUCUGACAGAAAAUGUUGAAGUUUGAGGAUUUGGCAUUGUGGGUAUUGUUAUCUGCUGCAGCUAUUUCUUCUCCAAUAUCAGUGUGCGCGAAGAAAGCAACGGCAAGGAAAGAGGACAUUCCAUACAUCAAAUGCCAGGUCUGUGAGAUGCUUGCUUAUCAACUCUUCCAUCAAGUUCAGCGAAAGAAAGCAGCAAUCGCACCCAACAAGAUCUCAGAGUACCAGAUAAUUGAGAUUUCAGAGAGCGUCUGUAAUCUAAAGAAACAAGAAGCUGAUUGGAUUCUCAAAAUUGAUAUCGUAGAAGAAGGAGAUAGGUUGGCGCUUAUUGAACAAGAUUCUGAAGGACAAUGCAAUUCAGAAUGCAAAACAGUUGAACGUGCUUGUCAAGAAGUUAUGGACUAUUCUGAUACUGAUGUAGCAGAGUAUUUGUACAACAACCCUGAACUUGAUUCUCUGUUAAAUUUUCUCUGCAAAGAUCUAUCCAAAGCAUGUAGCAGGAUGCCACCCCCUGUUCCUAAGGAUAGGGCACCUGGAGAACCUUUCCUUCCAAAGCCCCCAAAAGAUGCUGAAGUGGAAAAGAUACUAAAAGCUAUGCAGAGUAUGCCUGGAGCGCCCAGCGUGGAAGUGUACUCCCGGGAUGAAUUGAUGAACCAAAACUUUGGUGGUAGUGAUAAUGAUGAUGAGAUCGACCUCUCCUUGGAUUGGGGAAAACCUAUAAAAGAAAAAGGGACUAAGGAGCUAGAUUGGAAGCAGAAGAUUAGCAAAGGGAUAGCGGAUACAGGCCAGAUGCUGAAGAACCAUAUCGCCACGGCUUCUUACAAGUUAAGUGAUUGGUGGAGAGCAAAGAAGGAACAAAUGGAGAAGAAUCACAAGUCUAGUAGUAACGCUGAGCUGUAGUACGUAGUCCACACUUGUCCUGACCAGUCAACACUGUUAUGCAAACCGUAGUUAUUUCACUACAUCAGUGUAGAUUUGAUCUUGGAUAGGAUAUAUAAAAACACACUAAUACUCAAUCAGCUAGCUCCUACUACUUUCUCUAGGAUUUGUAGGGGAAACUGCAAGUGUUUGAAUGAGGAAUUAAACCAUGAAAGAAUAGAAUACUUUACGAAUACGAAUUCCCGGGC
Molecule: messenger RNA, 1332 nt
Organism: Cuscuta europaea
Lineage: Eukaryota; Viridiplantae; Streptophyta; Magnoliopsida; Solanales; Convolvulaceae
Source: the annotation of a GenBank genome assembly